AUGCGCCUAGAUCUGUCCGUGCAAAACCAGGACGGUGGCUUCAGUCCGGUCGUCGUCCUGCUACCAGAGAGUGAGCCUGGAACACCACAUUUUACGACUGAUUAUUUAAAAAAGGAUACGGCGACGAGAUCUGAACAGGGGCUGGGGAAACUAGACAACCAAGAACUGGAUGACGGCUUAUCCGAUGAGCCACCAAGAACUAUUAUGCUUGAAAGACCGACCAGUGUCCUUGACGCGUCACUCAAACCAGAACCAUCUACUGGUAUUGAAAUUGAACCUGCGGUUCCGACGGAGAAUUACUGUGACACUCCCCCUACUCCUCUUCGUAAGUCAAAACUCCGUUAG
Dibothriocephalus latus is the source of this 345-nucleotide messenger RNA. NCBI's taxonomy places the organism in Eukaryota, Metazoa, Platyhelminthes, Cestoda, Diphyllobothriidea, Diphyllobothriidae. The record is from the annotation of a GenBank genome assembly.